Molecule: messenger RNA, 824 nt
Organism: Ostrinia nubilalis (European corn borer)
Lineage: Eukaryota; Metazoa; Arthropoda; Insecta; Lepidoptera; Crambidae
Gene: mRpS33
Product: small ribosomal subunit protein mS33
Exons: 2
Coding region: 160-507 (115 amino acids)
Cellular component (GO): mitochondrion
Source: RefSeq, a predicted model, not a curated record
UCAUUGAUGUCAAAUCAAUCAAUUGUCAAAAGGUUAUGUUAAUAACCUCAAAAUUUAUUUUUAAAUGAAUAGUUUCAUUGAAUUACACAAAAUAUUUAGUUGAAUAGCACUACAUUUGGCGAAUUUAUGUGCUUUUAAGUUCUGCGCAACGUCCUUACGAUGUCAACGAAUUAUACAAAGUACGCAAAGUUAAUAAACGCAUCUACAAACUACGCCUCCCGCAUGAGACGGCUCUCCAACCGGAUCUUCGGCGAAGUCGCCAUUCCCACCAAUCCAAAGUCGAUGAAGGUGGUGAAGAUAUUUUCCGCGCGGCCGCUGCACUCCGACAAGGAGAUCGUGGAGUACUACCCGCGGCACGUGGAGACGCACGCGCUGGUGCUGCGGCUGCGCGAGCUCGGGCUGUUCCGCGACGAGCACCAGGACUUCAAGGAGGAGAUGCGGCGCCUGCGCGAGCUGCGCGGCAAGGUCAAGGUGUGGCGCCGCCACCUCGACGACAAGAAGGACUGACGCGUGCUCGUGUUUAUUGUACAUAAGUAGAUGCUAUUUUAGUCUAUUUUGUAAAUAGUUUCAAAUACUAGCCUCAUUCAGUUCAGUGGAAGUCGCACGGUUAUUAGUGAACUGCAGGGCAAAAGGGAAAUUAACUGACUAAAGAAUAGAAUCAGAUGAGUCUUUCAUUAUGUAGCUGAGCAUCUACUCUUUUCAGUUGAAGUACAGGCAUAAAAUGUGGUUAGUGGUUCGCUUUCUGCUCUCCGUUGACCUGAGUAAGUCUAGUAAAGGAUUUCUAAGGUAUAGGGAAAUUAGUAAAUAAAACAUAAGAAAAAAUA